Molecule: messenger RNA, 2838 nt
Organism: Vollenhovia emeryi
Lineage: Eukaryota; Metazoa; Arthropoda; Insecta; Hymenoptera; Formicidae
Product: disks large-associated protein 5-like
Exons: 2
Coding region: 414-2147 (577 amino acids)
Biological process (GO): signaling
Source: RefSeq, a predicted model, not a curated record
UCGGUUGAGUCUGCAGAUGCGAACCAAUCGGGUUCGACUACUAUUGAUAACGAAUUGGAAUAAUAAAAAGGAGUCGCUGUUUAUUUCGUUAAUUUCUUUUUGUUAGCUUCAGAUUUCUCCCUCGCUCGCAUUGUCGCUUCCCGCAUUCGAGAGCGAAGUAGAUCCGUGCUGCGUAAGUGCUGGAAGAUAAUGGAGGAGAAACGCCUCUGAUACGCGACCAUGUCGCUUGAAAUACGCCUAUUCCACUAUAUCUUUGUUGGCACCACUGUACCGUCUUUGCCCAUCGUUUUCAAAUACAGUUCUAUCACAGUUCUGCUACGUUGUCCGCUUAGGUCAGACGUGUUUGCGUCUAAAGUCUCCCGUAAUCCACGGAACGUGGUCCGACUGCACUUCUCAUUCGGGGAAAAGAAGAAAUGGACCUGAGGAAUUCGCAUAAGAGGCCGCCGAUCGCCUUUGGUAACGUGAAAAGGAUUAAAGCUGAUCUCUCUCAGCAGCAACGGGCGAAGCGCAAGACGCGCAGAACGCAGAACUUCGAGGACAAUCGAAGGGGGGUCUCGCCAGGCUCCGCAAUAUCACAAAAUGUUGUUACAGAAACCCACAGAAAGAAGUUAUCAGAUUGGAGAGCUGAACGGAGGAGCAACAGGGAGACGCAGAAAUCCCAAAAAAAGCCGCCAUUCGUCGUUGGAAUAGUUCGACAUCAUUUUUAUUCUCCGAUAUCAAAAGUCGCGCCUGUAAAGAAGAAGAAAACGGUCCAAGGGCAAACAAGCUCUGAAAUCACAAAGAGAAUUACAAAAGCCACCGAAAAGCGUUUGCAAACUAAGGCGGCAAACGCUGCAACGAAGCCGCUUACAAUUUCGACUAAAAAAACAUCUACGACAGAAAUCCCAGCCGACAACAAAGUCAAAUCUGGCGUCGUAAAACGAAAAUCGUUUGCGCCAGUUAAUCAUAAAUUUGGUCCGCCUCCUGGAUUGCCCCAGAUAUCUUUAUCUAGAAAAGCGUGCAAAAAUAGCCCCUUUCUAAACAAACAUAUUUUCGCACGCGAUAAAUUAACGAAGACCGCUGUCCAGGAGCCAGUUUGUUCCUGUGUUUCUACGGAAGCGAGCACCGUAAAAGCUCCAUCAUUAGGACUUUCUUUACCUACAUUUCUCGAAAUGGAAAAAGAAGAGACUAAUAAUGAACUUACGACGAAACACAUGGAGCAUUCUGGUACACCAAUAAAGAAGAGAUAUGUGUAUGUCGGAACUUUUAAAGCCACGCUGAACGAAGAAAGAAACAAGCUUCAGAAACUUUGCGAGGAUUGGAGGCAAAUUCAAUCGGAAGAUCACAACAACAUCACAGAGGAUAUUCGGUAUCAAAUUAAUCAAGCAGUAGGGCAAACGACUAUGUUAAUGAAUGGGAAAUUUAAACAAUUUCAUAGCUUACUCCUCAAUUACGAGAGAAAUGACGAUGACAUGGCGGUAACUUGUAUGGAUUUACAUGGAUUUUGGGAUGUCAUAUACUUAGAAGUAAAGAAUUGCCGUUCGCGAUUUGCAAAACUGAAUAAACUUCGUGCUGGAUAUUGGCAAGAGGAUCAGGCAUCUUUCACGACAUCUACUAGAUCUAACGAAAAAAGUGCUACUAAAAGGAAAGCUGUGUCGGCAAGAGAAAGCUUGCGGCGAGCAUCAAUUAUAUCAAGUAAAACGAAACGGGUUGCAGAACUUCAAGACAAUGAGAAAAGUUCACAGAAAUUACUUAAUGUGAACAACACAGCCUCGCGUAACGAGCAAUGUAAAAUGUACACGUCAACACCAUUUCCUACAACUCCACUUAUAACGAUGAAAGUCAGCCAGCUGUACGACAAAUUCAGCUGUACAAUAAACUCGCGCAAUGACAGGGGGCUGCUUGUAACUCCCGGACAAACACCCAGGAAGAGUUCAACAGAGGAAUCGGAAAGGCCUGGAAGUCCAAGAAGAACAUUAGUACGGCAAAAUUUGAACGACCAAUUUACCCUGACACUCAACGAGAAAUUGGUGAUCGAGGAGAAUUCAAGCUCGAAUUCUGAAUUUAGCGGUUCCGUCCAAACAGUGCUCGAGAAAACCACUACGUUUACAUUGUCUUCACAUAGUAUCACGCCAAUUGAAGUUCAACAGCCUGAAGAGAGGGACUAAUAUUAAUAUAGAUAGAUAGAUAGAUGACUAAUAUUAAUAUAUUGUUAGUUUUAAAACUAUUUUACUGUUUAACUUUUUUCGUAUAUUACAUCAUAAAUGUACUAGGACAUCAUCGAAGAAUAUGUUUUAUCCACAUCACGCUUACAUUGUUAUAUAAAUGGGUUUUGUAUAAAUUAAGAAAUAAUGACAUGUAUUAGAGAAAUAUCGAGAUGAUUAUUUCGCGGAAGGAUCCGUCGCGCAGAAGUAAAGGCAAUCGUUUAUUUAAUCUUUUUCCGUGUUUAGAUACAGUUCACACAAAUAUAUACAGACGUGACUGAGCACAUUUACAACGGUUUGUAUUGAAAUGUGUGAUCGCGCGCUGCGUCCAAUAAGCGAACCCGUCGUUUCUGUCGUUGGCCGCGUUGCGCAUUAAUAUUGUAUAUAAAUAAAUUAAAGACCCAAAUUAAUUUAUAUAAAUAAAUUACUUAGGUACACAAAUGUCACGAUAGCUAACGUAUUAAUUCGCCGUUUCCGCCUCGCGAAACAACGAUAAUACUAGUCCAACAAUAAAAUAUAUUGUGUGGUCCUGAUCGUUCUCUGAUUGACGCAGAAAUCAAAUAGUUUGACGACCGAACACGCGGGUGCCGUAUAAAUAUCAAGAAAUGAUUAUAAUCUACGAAUAAAUAUCACGUUAAAUAUGUGCAUUAUCUGC